Pyrgilauda ruficollis (rufous-necked snowfinch) is the source of this 3693-nucleotide messenger RNA. RefSeq names its product ADNP homeobox 2 (gene ADNP2). Lineage: Eukaryota; Metazoa; Chordata; Aves; Passeriformes; Passeridae. Gene Ontology annotation, cellular component: nucleus. The transcript has a single exon. Gene Ontology annotation, molecular function: DNA binding. Bases 431 to 3421 code for a protein of 996 amino acids. The record is from RefSeq and is a predicted model, not a curated record. Gene Ontology annotation, biological process: regulation of gene expression.
ACUGGUCCUGAACUAAACAAAGCUUUAAAGGUGUCAGAUUAAAAGGGCUGCUAUUGCUAAGGCUUAACUUCUGUGUAUAGUGGGAAUACAGAUUCUUCCUGUCUUGUUCUAUGAUUCCUGUAUUUAAAAACAGACAGGCUUCAGAAUUACUUCUUGUGAACUAGGGUAGGAGUAAACUCAUGUAAGGCUUCUUAGUAGAUUAUAAUGAAGCAAAAAAGGCACAAAUGUUUCUCCCCUUAAGUAUGAAAUCUUUGAAUCUGCUUUUGUCAAUACCAGAAGAAUCUGAAAGAUACAUGCUAUACAUCCAGUGAAGGCACUUUUGACAGGUGGUAGUAGAUUUAAACAGAUAGUAGAUAGCAGAUUUAAACAGAUAGUAGACAGCAGAUUUAAACAGAUAACAGGGGCAUAGGAACUGACAGUUUCUAAGAGGAUGUUUUUCUUUUGUUUACAGAGAUACAGAACAAAGCCAUACUGCUGUGGCUUAUGCAAGUUCUCAUCCAAAUUGCUUACUUCUUUCAAGAAUCACUUGCAUCGCUACCAUGAGGAUGAAAUGGACCAAGAGAUGGUGGUUUCUUGCCCAAAAUGUUCAUUUUCUUCUCGGCCCAAAGUAGUGGGGGAACACAUCUGGAUGUUUCAUUCGUUUAAUAAACGAAUACAGAACUAUACAGUCAGCAUUUUGGAUGGCAUGAAACAGUUUAGGAGUGACAUCAUAAACUUCACGUGUCUAAAAUGUCAAUUCACAGACACCUUGUAUUACAAUAUGAAGAAACAUGUGCUGUUGAACCAUUUUGAAAACUUACUAAGUGCAUAUUUCGGCGAGAAAUGUGAUGAAAGUACACCAAAUUCAGUUGAGUUCUACUGUAAAAAAUGUAAUGCUUCUGCAAACAGCCCAGAUUCUUUAAUGUACCAUGUCUUGACAGCUGAAACACACAGAGACCUGGAGAACAAACUUCGAUCUCUGAUUUCGGAACGUAUUAAGAAACCUGGGCUUGUAAAACAAAUGCAUAUUGCUCCAAAGCCUGUCCCAGGUGUAGCAGCAGCUGCCCCAGCUGCAGGGCCUGUUGUUGUCCCAGCAGGUUCUGUGACAGCUCCAGCUUGCAUCCAGGUUGCAUUUCCACAGAAUAGUCAAAACCAGAGCAUGGUGCACACACAAGCAGUUCAGAACACAGUUGGACCAGUGACUGUCCCAAGUGCCUCUGGCAGCCUCCCAAAUACCGCCUGUGCUCCUGCCGCUACAUCCUCGCAGGUCGCUCUUGUGCCCAGCAAUCCUCCUGUGGCUCAGAACAACCUUAGUAUUCAGCCGUCACCUUCGCAGGCUGUCAUUGUUUCUCAUGGGCUCCGUCUUAAUCAUUCUGUUGGGACCAUAAAUAGAGCUGUGGCCCCUGCGGUUCUUCCUCUUAAUCAGCCUGUCAGGCCUGGGGUUUUUCCCAUUAAUCAAACCAUUGGGACUAUAAAGAGUCUGGUUCCAGCUGGAACGCUCCCUGCUACUCAACCUGUCGGCCCUGUGAAUCAACCAAUUGCACCAGGAGUCCUCCCUGUGAAUCAACCAGUUGCUCCAGGCAUUCUGUCUGUCAGCCAGUCACUUGGGAACAUGAACAGACCCAUUGAUCCCAGGGUCCUUCCUGUGACGCAGACAGUUGGGUCGGGUCUUCUCCAGCUUAACCAGCCUCUUGCCCCUGGGGUGGUUCCUGUCAGACAGCCUGUUGGACCUGGGUUCCUUCAGCUUAAUCAACCUGUUGCCCCAGCAGUUAUCCCAGUCAAUCAGCCAGUUCAGCCUCCGGUUUCUCAAGGCACAGCUUUUUUGACUGCGGGCUCUAUACUGAGGCAGUUGAUUCCCACUGGCAAGCAGGUUAAUGGGAUACCUACUUUCACGCUGGCCCCUGUCUCUGUUACUUUGCCUGUACCUCCUGGUGGUGGAGUAGCAACUGUGAGGCCUCCGCAGGUGCCCAUCCAGCUCGUGCAGACAGGAUCAGUGGCUCAGCUGUCCCAGUCGCCAGCCAAUGCUCCCUCUCCUCCUGUGGUUCUGACCUCUGACAAUGUAUCCUUGCAGGCCUCCCCUCCUGCUCCUGAAACAAGCCAGGCUGUCAGACAGGCCAAGCAGUGGAAGACCUGCCCUGUUUGUAAUGAGCUUUUCCCCUCAAAUGUCUAUGAGGUGCACAUGGAGGUGGCCCACAAACCAGUUGAAGUAAAAGUGGAAACCCCAGAACCUCAUAAACUUGCAGCUUGCGCAUCCUUUCUAAGGAUGACAGAAAAGGCGAUCCGGUGUUAUGCUUGUAAAUGUUUUCUCUGUGAGGAAGAGCUCAUGAAGCAUAUCUUCAUGCAUGGCUUAUCUUGCUUGUUUUGCACAGGUACUUUCUAUGACUUAAAAAGCCUCGUGGAGCACAACAAAACUGCACACAAUGGGAGAAAGGAGUUGCAUGCAAGUUACAGCAACAGAGGAAUUCAACUAGGUAACGAUGCUCAGGGUGGCCUUGUGUUCCCACACUUCGAUUUCAACACAGUGCUACCAGAUGAAGACAUGGGUGAAAGAGAAGUACAUUUGGCAGUGCUUGUUGGAAUAUAUUCAACAGUUCUUGUCCCUGUUUACAUCAAAGUGAAACCUCAGACAGCACAAGUGAACAGGAGAUGCACCAGAAAAAUGUUCACCUGUCCCUUUUGCUUAGGCACAUUUGCUGGUAGAGAAACCUAUGAAAAGCAUUUGAAAGAGAGGCAUCAUAUAAUGCCGACUGUGCAUACGAUUUUAAAGUCUCCUGCUUUCAAGUGCAUCCACUGUUGUGGUGUGUACACUGGAAAUAUGACUCUGACAGCUAUUGCUGUACAUUUGCUCCGUUGUAGAAGUGCUCCCAAAGACACCAACUCGAGCCUGAAGAUGCAGCUUGAGCGCACUGAGAGGAAAGAGCUGCUGUUUGUGAAUGGUGAGAAGCAUCUUUCUGUGGUACUGAAAAGAAAGCAAUCAGAUUCCUGCUUUGUUGCAGAAGACCAAAGGAAUAAGGAACAGCAGCCUCUGAGCUUAAGUACUGGCAUAGCUCUGUCUGCAGAGAACGAAGUAAAUUCAGGGGUAGUGCCUUUUAAACGACAAAAGGUUAGGACUGAGAUGAGGAAACUUCCUUCUAGUGAGGAUCUCCGCUUUCUAGCAGUAGAUCCUAAUCAGUAUGAUCACAAUUCAUAUGAGGCACAGAAACAGUUUUUGUCAGACUACUUUCACAAGAGGCCAUAUCCUUCUAAAAAAGAGGUGGAAUUACUUUCCUUGCUGCUAUAUGCGUGGAAAAUUGAUGUUGCAUCAUUCUUUGGAAAAAUGAGGAAUACAUGCUUAAAGGCAAUAAAACAUCACAAACCAUCUGUGCUGCUGGGUUUCAGUAUGUCUGAACUAAAAAACAUUAAGCACAGUUUGAAUUUAAAAGAUGGACUAUUGGAUAUGUAACUCAGCUUUUUGUAACAGCUAGAAGCAAUCCAUAAUGGCAUACUUAAAAUUUAGCAGUUUAUUAUAUUGUUUGUUUUAACUUGCAGACUGGCCUGUUGAAGGGUGCAGUAAUACAAGAAGUAUCAUUCACUUGUGACUGUUAUUGUGAAAGGCACACAUAGCUGUGUAUUUUAAAAGCUAAAACCUUCAGACUUAAACAUCUGGAAUUUGUUUUAGCUUUUUAACUUCCCUGGGGGUAGUGUUGUGGGGUUUGUUUUUGUUUUUUUUUUUUU